Messenger RNA from Anoplopoma fimbria (sablefish), 3577 nucleotides. RefSeq names its product ETS variant transcription factor 5a (gene etv5a). The record is from RefSeq and is a predicted model, not a curated record. Gene Ontology annotation, molecular function: sequence-specific DNA binding; DNA-binding transcription factor activity, RNA polymerase II-specific. The coding region runs from base 31 to 1671 and encodes 546 amino acids. Gene Ontology annotation, biological process: regulation of transcription by RNA polymerase II; cell differentiation. Gene Ontology annotation, cellular component: nucleus. The transcript has 12 exons. NCBI's taxonomy places the organism in Eukaryota, Metazoa, Chordata, Actinopteri, Perciformes, Anoplopomatidae.
CCAAAAAAAAUAAAUAAUCACAGCGGUAACAUGGACGGCUUCUAUGACCAGCAGGUCCCAUUUAUGGUCCCACCCAGUCACAAGUCUCACGUGGAGGAACCGUCGCACAGCAGGCCUCUGAGCGACAGGAAAAGGAAGUUUGUGGACACAGAACUCGCCCAGGACACGGAAGAACUCUUCCAAGAUCUCAGUCAGCUGCAAGAAAUCUGGAUUGCAGAAGCCCAGGUGCCUGAUGACGAACAGUUUGUCCCAGAUUUCCAGUCGGAUAGCUUGAUGUUUCAUGGCCCGCCGCCAGCAAAGAUCAAACGCGAGCUGACUCCCUCCAAAGAGUUUUCUCCCUGUCGCCAGGACCGGAGUCCCAUGCCCUACGGAGAGAAGUGCCUUUACAGCUACAGUGCCUGUGACAGGAAGCCCGCAUCCGGGUUCAAGCCAUUAACUCCCCCCUCCACGCCAGUCUCUCCUUGCGGCCCCACCAGCACGGCAGGGACGCACCCGCUGAGCGAGCAGACCCCUCCUCCUCCUCCUCACCCCCAUGUAGCCAACCCGACCCCGGGGCCACGUCCGGUGCACCUGCAGCAGCAGAUAACGGCGAGCUCUCCCAACCAGCAGGCCCUCCCGGUCCACAGCCACAGCCCGCCCUUCGCCGUGCCCUGCGCCCCCAUCAACCAGGAUGCCAACAACUUCACACCUGAGCACAGGUUCCAGCGGCAGAUGUCAGAGCCAUGUCUACCUUUCCCCCCCUCAGAGAGGCAAGGGCGACCCCAGUUCAUGCCCCAGCCUCCCAACAACAACAACAACAACAACAACAGCAGCAGCAACAGUCUGUCACGUGACGGCCGGCCGCCGUACCACCGCCAGAUGUCAGAGCCCUUGGUAGCGGUGCCCCCCCAGGGAUUCAAGCAGGAGCUCAUCGACCCCCGCUACACAGAGCAGGGCGUCCCCACCAUGGGUCCCCCGGGGGCUCCGAGACAGGCUGCUUUCCACCCGAUGGCCAUCAAGCCGGAGCCACGCGACUUCUGCUUCGAUUCCGAAGUGCCUAACUGUCAGUCGUCGUUUGGGCGAGCGGGGAGCUUCUACCAAAAUAACCAUGAAAGCUUCUCCUUUGACAGAGAUCCUCAGAUGUACUUUGACGAUACCUGUGUGGUCCCUGAAAGAUUAGAAGGUAAAGUGAAACAGGAACCCUCUGUCUAUCGGGACGGCCCUCCCUACCAGCGCCGUGGCUCCCUGCAGCUCUGGCAGUUCCUGGUCACACUACUGGACGACCCGGCCAACGGACACUUCAUAGCCUGGACCGGCCGCGGCAUGGAGUUCAAACUGAUUGAGCCCGAGGAGGUGGCUCGUCGCUGGGGCAUCCAGAAGAACAGGCCGGCCAUGAACUACGACAAGCUGAGCCGCUCACUGCGCUACUACUACGAGAAGGGCAUCAUGCAGAAGGUAAAGGUGGCCGGUGAGAGGUACGUGUACAAGUUCGUGUGCGACCCCGAGGCUCUCUUCUCCAUGGCCUUCCCCGACAACCAGAGGCCCAACCUGAAGGCGGACCCGGACAGCCUGCCGGGCCAGGACGACGACACCGUGCCCCUCACCCACUACGAGGACACGGCGCCCUACCUGCUGGACGCCGGGGAGCAGUGCGUGGUGGGCCUGCCCUUCUCCGACGGCUACGGCUACUAGCGAGCGGCGGAAAGGAGGCGGGGGGGGGAUUCCUGACGCACGACACACAUAUGCACACGCAAACACUCCCCCCCCAAAAGUCUCUCUCGACGGCCCACUCUCAAAGCAAAUCCAGAGCUGGAAACUGCUGAGCCGCCUGGAAGGAAAGGCCUCGCACUCUUGCCUCCUUCAUGGUUUCCUCUCCGGCUCCCCUGGAAAAACCUUCAUGGAACUCUGUAAGCUCCCAAAGCUAAGAAUGAAUGACAGACUGGGGGGGGGAAGCCUGUGAGAGAGAGGGUUGUGAAAGCGGUGAGGGUGAACUGGACUGCAAAAGGGGGCUGCUGUUGCUACGGAGACCAAACGGAGCGAGGCCACACGCCGCCAUCUUUUAAACAGAACUGCCAAGGCCCCCGUUUGUACCGCGAGAGCUGUUGCAUUUCUGAUUUUGUGACAAUCUGCUUUUCUUAAAAACAAUCAAGUAACCAAACAGAGUCAAAACAUAAAAAAAGUACUCUAAAUGCAGCACUAUUCUAUAGUUGCCUUUUUUGGUUACCCCCCCAUUUUAAUGUCGCCACAUCUGAACUACAAGAUCCGUGAAAGGGCUUUAAUUUGCAUAAAACGGAUUCACAAACACACACACAACAUAUUCUAAAAACCACAGAUUUGUUUUCUGUAGAUAGACUUUUUUUUUUUUUUAUAAAUGCCAGCUGUUCUACACUUACAAAUUUUUUUUUUUCUCUCUCUGAGACCCAGAACUCUCAGGUUUCGGGUGCGUUGCUGUAUUUCAGGCUAGUCGGUCGGGCCGCUCUCGUGUAAACGUGUAAAACGCUCUUUUAAUCGUUCUGCCCGUGUGCGUGAUUGUAUCCGCUUUUUUCCCUUUUUUAGAGACCUUACAGCACGGUGGGAGCCCACACGGUCAAUACAGUCCAACGACUCUCUCGUCUGCUCAUCCCUGCUGGGUCCUCAAGUUCAGAGAUGAUUAGCACUCCAUCUCCUCCGUUUCAAAAGGGACACAUAAGUACAUAUUUUCCCCAGAGGCGUUAAUGAUACAUUUUAAAAAACGGUUAUUAUCUAUGACAAAUGGUCCCGUUGCUCCUUUUAAAUUUUUUUUUUUUUUUUUUUUUUUUGUAUUUCAGUCUGGGUGCUUGAUGUUUUUCUUGGCAGUGUACUAGUUCCUCUGAUGCACCAGUAUGGCAGGAGCAUCAGGGUGUUGCAUGCAAGUUUAAAAAAAAAAAAAAAAAAAGAAGAAGAAGAAGAUGACCCUUCUUUUGGACGCCUCUCUGCCAGUCACACGUUGUCAACAGGAGAGUUCUGCUUCUCUUUGCAUGGUGUAAUCAGUCAAGACUCUGUGUCCACUAACAUAUCGCUUUAACUGUCUUUUGGACAAAGAAGAUAUUUGUGAUAUUCUCUGCAUUUCUUUUUUUUUUGUUGUUGUUUUUUUUUGUGUUCAUUAUCUAUGUUUCUGAAAGGGGAGGGUCGGAGGAGGGGGGGCGAAGACAAAACGUAUAUAAAGUAUAUAUUUUUGCUAUAAGGCUGCAUUUGUUUUGAUUUUAAUGUAUAAGCUGUAUAGUUUAGGCUCUAAUAGACAUGUACCUUUUUAAAAAAAACAACAAAAAAACAAUCCCGAUCCUUAUGAUGCUACUACUGCAGACUGUUUCUUUAAGAGGCCUCAAGGUUGGAGAAUGGAUGAGAAGAUGAUAUGAUCUUGCCUGUAAAGUUGUGUGUGUGUGUGUGAGUGUGUGUGUGUUUGUGUGUUUUUAAAGGCCGAAGUUCCACCAAAGGCCACAAUGACGACACACAUAAUAUCAUGGGAUUGUCUGCACUUGUAUAGGCUUCAAUCCUGUCCCCCCCCCCCCUCACAAUGUGUUUCUUACACUGCUGAGUUUAUGAUAAUCUGUACUGGGUACAAUAAACGCUCCUUUAUGCU